Messenger RNA from Trichoderma citrinoviride, 897 nucleotides. Its product is annotated as NAD(P)-binding protein. Lineage: Eukaryota; Fungi; Ascomycota; Sordariomycetes; Hypocreales; Hypocreaceae. The record is from RefSeq and is a predicted model, not a curated record. Bases 1 to 897 code for a protein of 298 amino acids. Gene Ontology annotation, molecular function: oxidoreductase activity, acting on NAD(P)H, oxygen as acceptor. Gene Ontology annotation, cellular component: intracellular anatomical structure. The transcript is spliced from 4 exons.
AUGGGUUCCACAGAGCCAAUCACAGAUCCAUCUCUCUUCACCAUCACCACCCCAAGCCUCUUCUCCCUCAACAACCGAACAAUCAUAGGCAAGCUUUCUCAGACUCUCUCCCAAGAAGCCAUCCUCGAGUGCGGCGGCGAUGUCAUAGCCAUUGAUGCCCACGAGAUUCCUCUAGCGACCACAUGGGAACCCCUCAAAGCUCUCGCAAAAUCCCUCUCCCGCACCCUUGUCUACCAUGCCUGCGACAUCACCUCCCCGUCUCUCCUCGAAACGACCUUCCAAACCGCCGCCUCCGAAGUCCAGCAUCCUCUCCGCGGCUUAGUCAACUGCGCCGGCGUGGGCACCGUAGGCGAAUCCAUCAACUAUCCCGAGUCACAGACGCGACAAACCCUCGACGUGAAUCUCGCAGGAAGCUUGUACGUGGCGCAGGCGGCGGCCAAGGUUGUGAGAAGGCAGUUUCAAGAGGGGAAGAGUCUGGGGGCAAGUUUCGUGUUCAUAGCGAGUAUGAGUGGGUAUAUUGCUAACAAGGCUACUCCUACUGCAAUCUACUGUGCCUCCAAAGCCGGCGUCCACCAACUCACCCGCUCCCUCGCCGCCGAAUGGGGCUCUCCAUCUUCAUCCUUGGCUUCAUUCUCAUCAUCCCUAGACGACGCAGCAGCCUCUUCAGGUCCAGUCAUCCGCGUCAACUCCAUCAGCCCAGGCGUCAUCUCCACACCAAUGACCCAGCAAGUGCUCGCCCGUCAAGAUUGGACGUCGACAUGGCAGGAAGAAGCCAUGCUCAAGCGCAUCUCCACACCGGACGAGUAUCGCGGGGCCGUUGCUUUCCUCCUGGGGGACGCGAGUUCGUAUAUCACUGGAACGGAUCUGCGGGUUGAUGGAGGAUCGACAGGGUGGUAA